This is a messenger RNA of Hyaena hyaena (striped hyena), 2060 nucleotides long. RefSeq names its product solute carrier family 27 member 6 (gene SLC27A6). The transcript is spliced from 10 exons. The coding region runs from base 1 to 1860 and encodes 619 amino acids. The record is from RefSeq and is a predicted model, not a curated record. NCBI's taxonomy places the organism in Eukaryota, Metazoa, Chordata, Mammalia, Carnivora, Hyaenidae. Gene Ontology annotation, molecular function: long-chain fatty acid-CoA ligase activity; long-chain fatty acid transmembrane transporter activity.
AUGCUCUUGACAUGGUUAACAGGACUAGCGGCUGGAAUAGUCGUCCUGCAUUUCUUGCAGAAACUCGUGUUGCCUUAUUUCUGGGACGACUUCUGGUACCUGCUGAAGGUGGUACGCUAUAGAAUUUGGCUGGAUAUGUACGUGCUGAAAGGCGAGCUGUUCACUGUCCUGGAUAAAUUCCUGAGUCUUGCCAACAAGCAGCCCCAGAAGCCUUUCAUCAUCUAUGAGGGAGACAUCUACACCUAUCAGGAUGUGGACAAAAGGAGUAGCAGAGUGGCUCACGUCUUCCUGAACCAUUCCUCGCUGAAAAGGGGGGACACCGUGGCUCUGCUGAUGAGCAACGAGCCUGACUUCGUCCACGUGUGGUUCGGCCUGGCCAAGCUGGGCUGCGUGGUGGCCUUCCUCAGUUCCAACAUUCGCUCCAACUCCCUUCUACAUUGCAUCCGCAGCUGUGAGCCCAGGGCCCUCGUGGUGGGUGCAGAUUUGCUUGGAACUGUCGAAGACAUCCUUCCGAGUCUCCCAGGAGGUAUCAGUGUUUGGGCAAUGAGUGAUUCUGCUCCACGAGGCAUGAUUUCACUCAAAGAAAAACUGAGCAUGGCAUCCGACAAGCCAGUGCCACGCUGCCACCAUGCCACGUCGAGCCUCAAGUCUGCUCAUCUUUACAUCUUUACCUCUGGAACCACAGGGCUGCCCAAACCAGCUGUGAUCAGUCAGCUGCAGGCUUUACAGGGUUCUGCUGGCUUGUGGGCUUUCGACUGUACUGCUAAUGACAUCAUUUAUAUAACUCUUCCUCUGUAUCAUAGCUCAGGAGCUCUUCUGGGAAUCGGUGGAUGUAUUGAGUUAGGAGCUACUUGUGUGUUAAAGAAGAAAUUCUCAGCAAGUCAGUUUUGGAACGACUGUAGGAAGUACAAUGUGACUGUGUUUCAGUAUAUUGGAGAACUUUGUCGCUAUCUUUGCAAACAAGCUAAGAGAGAAGGAGAAAAGGAUCAUCAAGUGCGUUUGGCAGUUGGAAACGGCAUACGGAGUGAUGUGUGGAGGGAAUUUUUAGACAGAUUUGGAAAUAUUAAGAUAUGUGAGCUUUAUGGAGCUACUGAAGGAAACAUUUCUUUCAUGAAUCAGACUGGGAAGAUUGGAUCUGUUGGGAGAACAAAUUUCUUUCACAAACUUUUAUUCAGUUUUGACAUGAUAAAGUAUGAUUUUAAGAAAGAUGAACCCAUUAGAAAUGAACAGGGCUGGUGUACUCCUGUGAAAAAAGGAGAACCUGGACUUCUCAUUUCUCGAGUGAAUGAGAAGAAGCCCUUCUUUGGUUAUGCUGGGGAUAAGAAGCAUACAGAAAAGAAACUGCUUUAUGAUGUUUUUAAGAAGGGAGAUGUUUACUUCAACACAGGAGAUUUAAUGGUCCAAGAUCGGGAGAAUUUCCUUUAUUUUUGGGACCGUAUUGGAGACACUUUCAGGUGGAAAGGAGAAAAUGUUGCGACCACAGAGGUUGCUGAUGUUAUUGGAAUGUUGGAUUUCAUACAGGAAACAAACGUCUAUGGGGUGGCGGUGCCAGAUUAUGAAGGGAAAGCAGGAAUGGCUUCUAUUAUUUUAAAACCAAAUAGGUCGUUAGACCUGGACAAAGUUUAUGAACAAGUUGUAUCUUUUCUACCAGCUUAUGCCUGCCCAAGAUUUUUAAGAAUUCAGGAGAAUAUGGAAACAACAGAGACAUUCAAACUACGGAAGUUUCAUUUGGUAGAAGAAGGGUUUAGUCCACUGAAAAUUUCUGACCAACUCUAUUUGAUGGAUAACUUGAAAAGAUCUUAUGUUCCCUUGACUAAAGAACUUUAUGAUCAAAUCAUGUUAGGGGAGAUCAAACUUUAAGAUUUUUUACAUACUGGAUUUUCAUGUUUUCUUAGGACAGGAGAGAGGCGAGUAUAUGAUUCUUUAACAUGAAAUGAGGAAGGAAACGGACAUUAAUUAACAUAUUUUCUUAAUAUGCAACAGUUGUUCUUUCAGUAGGACCUUUAUUUGUUUUAAUUCAAAACAAACUUUAGUUGAUUAUUUGUCUUAUUUGAGGAUUC